AUGGUUCUCAUCCCAGUUAUCUUGGCUCACAAUGAGGAAGAAAGACUCCUGAAUGAUCUGAUGAAUAACUACAACAGAAACUUGCGUCCAUCAAAAAAAGAUGGCGAUAUUAUAAGUGUCAGCAUAAAAUUGACACUUACCAACCUGAUAACUUUGAAUGAAAAAAAAGAGGCUUUGACUACCAAUGUCUGGGUUGAAAUGCAAUGGAAAGAUUAUCGUCUCAGUUGGGAUCCUGAGAAAUACAGCGGCAUUAUAAUUACACGUAUCCCUUCCACUAUGGUGUGGCUCCCAGAUGUUGGUCUGGAAAACAAUGUGGAUGGCACCUUUAACAUUGCCCUCUAUGCUAACACUUUAGUAUCUUCUGAUGGCUCCGUCUACUGGCUACCUCCCGCCAUCUAUGAGAGUAGUUGCCCUGUGGUGGUCACCUAUUUUCCCUUCGACUGGCAGAACUGCUCCAUGGUUUUUCAGUCACAGACGUACAGUGCCAAUGAGAUUGAGUUACUCUUGACAGUAGAAGAAGGGCUUACAAUUGAGUGGAUUACAAUAGACCCAGAAGCAUUUACAGAGAAUGGGGAAUGGGCAAUAAAACACAUGCCAGCCAAAAAAAUCAUAGAUCAUCGACUUACGCCAGAUGACAUCAACUAUCAAUCUAUUGUCUUCUAUCUCAUCAUACAGAGGAAACCUCUUUUCUACAUCAUCAACAUCAUUGUUCCCUGUGUGCUUAUCUCAUUUGUCAGUGUCCUGGUUUAUUUCCUACCCGCCAAAGCUGGAGGACAAAAAUGCACGGUGUCUAUCAACAUCCUCCUGGCUCAAACCGUCUUUCUCUUCCUAAUUGCCAAGAAAAUUCCGGAGACUUCCACGGCUGUGCCACUCAUUGUAAAAUAUUUAACAUUCCUCAUCGUCGUCACUAUUACUAUUGUGGUGAAUGCGGUGAUAGUUUUAAAUGUAUCGCUCCGAACUCCUAACACACACAGCAUGUCCAGCUCCAUCCGCCAGCUGUUUUUAAGAAAGCUCCCUCGUCUACUUAGAAUGCAUGUACGCCAAAGUGAUAUGGCCUCUCCUCCAGCUCCACUCACAAGGCGCUGCAGUUCACUUGGACUGAUGAUCAAGGCUGAUGAGUACAUGCUGAAGAAGCCAAGGACCGAACUCAUGUUUGAGAGGCAGAAGGAGAGAGAUGGACUCAUGAAAAUGGUGCUAGAAAAAAUAGGCAAAGGAAUGGCAAAUGGCACCGUGCAAGAUCUCAUCCACAGUUUAAGCCAUGCUACUCCAGAGAUACGAGCCACAGUAGAAGCCUGUAACCACAUAGCAAGGACUACAAGGGAAAAGAACAAUUUUAAAAGUGAAAAUGAAGAAUGGAUUUUGAUUGGCAGAGUGAUAGACAGAGUGUGCUUCCUCAUCAUGUUUUUUCUGUUCAUUCUUGUAUCCAUUGGAACAUUCCUGGCUGGUCACUAUAACCAGGCUCCAGCACAACCUUUUCCUGGAGAUCCCAAACUCUACCUGCCACCAUCUGAAAAGUCUACAUGA
Staurois parvus is the source of this 1524-nucleotide messenger RNA. The record is from the annotation of a GenBank genome assembly. NCBI's taxonomy places the organism in Eukaryota, Metazoa, Chordata, Amphibia, Anura, Ranidae.